UUAAGGGCGCGGGGCGCGGGGGCGGGCUCCCGGGCGGCCGGCGCGAAGGGCGGACGAGGAUGUCAGGGACCCGAGCCUCCAAUGACCGGCCCCCCGGCACAGGCGGCGUCAAGCGGGGCCGGCUGCAGCAGGAGGCGGCGGUGACCGGCUCCCGCGUAACCGUGGUGCUGGGCGCGCAGUGGGGGGACGAGGGCAAAGGCAAGGUGGUGGACCUGCUGGCCACGGACGCCGACAUCGUCAGCCGCUGCCAGGGAGGCAACAAUGCUGGCCACACCGUGGUGGUCGAUGGCAAGGAGUAUGAUUUCCACCUGCUCCCCAGCGGCAUCAUCAACACCAAGGCAGUGUCUUUCAUUGGCAAUGGUGUGGUCAUCCACCUGCCGGGCUUGUUUGAAGAAGCAGAGAAGAAUGAGAAGAAAGGCCUGAAGGACUGGGAGAAGCGGCUUGUCAUCUCCGACCGGGCCCACCUUGUGUUCGACUUCCACCAGGCGGUGGAUGGACUGCAGGAAGUCCAGCGCCAAGUGCAGGAGGGGAAGAACAUCGGCACCACCAAGAAGGGAAUCGGACCAACCUACUCCUCCAAGGCUGCCCGGACAGGCCUCCGCAUCUGUGACCUGCUGUCAGACUUUGACGAGUUUUCCACCAGAUUCAAGAACCUGGCCCACCAGCAUCAGUCCAUGUUCCCUAGCCUGGAGAUAGACAUUGAAGCCCAACUCAAGAGACUCAAGGGCUUUGCUGAGCGGAUCAGACCCAUGGUCCGAGAUGGGGUCUACUUUAUGUAUGAGGCUCUCCACGGCCCCCCCAAGAAGGUCCUGGUGGAAGGUGCCAACGCCGCCCUCCUCGACAUUGACUUCGGGACCUACCCUUUUGUAACAUCCUCCAACUGCACAGUGGGCGGUGUCUGUACAGGCCUGGGCAUCCCACCUCAGAACAUAGGCGACGUGUACGGUGUGGUGAAGGCCUACACCACUCGCGUGGGCAUCGGGGCCUUCCCCACAGAGCAGAUCAAUGAGAUUGGGGAUCUACUGCAGAGCCGUGGCCAUGAGUGGGGGGUGACCACAGGCAGGAAGAGGCGCUGCGGCUGGCUGGACCUGAUGACCCUGAGAUAUGCGCACAUGGUCAACGGCUUCACCGCGCUGGCCUUGACCAAGCUGGACAUCCUAGACGUCCUGAGUGAGAUUAAAGUUGGCAUCUCAUACAAGCUCAACGGGAAGAGGAUUCCCUACUUUCCAGCUAACCAGGAAAUACUCCAGAAGGUCGAAGUGGAGUACGAGACACUGCCUGGCUGGAAAGCAGACACCACAGGUGCCAGGAAGUGGGAGGACCUGCCCCCACAGGCCCAGAACUAUGUGCGGUUUGUGGAGAACCAUGUGGGCGUGGCAGUCAAAUGGGUCGGUGUUGGCAAGUCCAGAGAGUCCAUGAUCCAACUGUUCUAGACCCAAAGGAGUGGCUGCUCCAGGCCACAGCCAUGCCCUGUCCAUUUGGGAGCAGCUACAGCCAUGUUCCUUGGUGUCACAAGCAACACUGGAGACAAAAAAACCUGAAAAUUAUUUUCUGUACUUCUAUUUUUCUGAAGCUUUCAGCUCCACCCACUGAAUAUUACAGUGAUUUAAACAUCUAAAAACCAGCACUGUGUAAAGUUUUUAAAAAUUCUGCUAUUUAAUAUGAGCCCAAGGACUCAAAACAGAGGCCUUGUGUGACGCGCUGUGACCGUGUGCCUUUUCGGAGUGGUGCGGCAAUAAAUGUGUCCAGAAGCCCGA
Molecule: messenger RNA, 1757 nt
Organism: Octodon degus (degu)
Lineage: Eukaryota; Metazoa; Chordata; Mammalia; Rodentia; Octodontidae
Gene: Adss1
Product: adenylosuccinate synthase like 1
Exons: 13
Coding region: 60-1433 (457 amino acids)
Biological process (GO): IMP metabolic process; 'de novo' AMP biosynthetic process
Cellular component (GO): cytoplasm
Molecular function (GO): GTP binding; adenylosuccinate synthase activity
Source: RefSeq, a predicted model, not a curated record